AAAAAGCACUAACUUUCAUAAUGAAACUUUUUUAUCACAAGGAAUCUCCUUGACAAAUUAGCAAUUAACCAAAAUAACUAAAUAAGUCUCAAAAUGUCAAAACUACCCCUAAUCCGCCAUUAACACCGACAGAAAAAGCCUUCUCUUUCACACUCUCUUGUCUCCACUCACUCACAGACUAAAAAUGUCUUCCCUGCGUUUGCGUUUAUGUCUUCUCCUACUCUUACCAAUCGCGAUUAGCUGCGCCACAGUCACUCUCACUGACCUCCCCACAUUUCGAGAAGCUCCGGCGUUUCGAAACGGCAGAGAAUGCUCCAGAACAGCUUGGUCACCGUCGGAUCGCGAUCACAAUCCUUCAAUCAUCCACAUCGCUAUGACUCUCGACGCUAUUUACCUCCGUGGCUCAGUCGCUGGCGUCUUCUCCGUUCUCCAACACGCUUCUUGUCCUGAAAACAUCGUUUUCCACUUCAUCGCCACUCACCGUCGCAGCGCCGAUCUCCGCCGCAUAAUCUCAUCAACAUUCCCUUACCUAACAUACCAAAUUUACCAUUUUGACCCUAACCUCGUCCGUAGCAAAAUCUCUUCCUCGAUUCGUCGUGCUUUAGACCAACCUUUAAACUACGCUCGGAUCUACCUCGCCGAUCUCCUCCCAAUCGCCGUCCACCGCAUAAUCUACUUCGACUCCGAUCUCGUUGUCGUCGACGACGUGGCAAAACUCUGGAGAAUCGAUCUACGUCGUCACGUCGUCGGAGCUCCAGAGCACUGUCACGCGAAUUUCACUAAUUACUUCACUUCAAGAUUCUGGUCGAGUCAAGGUUUCAAAGCGGCGUUGAAAGGAAGGAGACCGUGUUAUUUCAACACCGGAGUGAUGGUGAUUGAUCUCGGAAAAUGGAGAGAGAGGAGAGUCACGGUGAAGCUUGAGACAUGGAUGAGGAUUCAAAAACGACAUCGUAUUUAUGAAUUGGGAUCUUUGCCUCCGUUUCUGCUUGUAUUCGCCGGAGAUGUUGAGCCGGUGGAGCAUAGGUGGAAUCAGCAUGGUCUUGGCGGUGAUAACUUGGAGGGGCUGUGCCGGAAUCUGCAUCCAGGUCCGGUGAGUUUGUUGCAUUGGAGCGGGAAAGGGAAACCAUGGCUAAGGCUUGACUCGAGACGACCGUGUCCGUUGGAUUCGUUAUGGGCUCCGUAUGAUCUGUUUCGGUACUCACCGUUGAUCUCUGAUAGCUGAUUGUCACAUCGGACGGUGAGGAAGACGCGGCUGUGUUUUGCUGACGUGGAAGAAAGCUAUUUUGAUCGGCGGUAAUAAAAUACGCGUGGGUGAAGCCACGUGGCAGAUGAUCGAAGAGGUGGUCGGUGUUGAUCCGACGGUGUAUAACCAUUCAUGUGAUAAUUGUUAAUUUUUACAGGCAAGUGUAAUCGUCUAAUCGAAAAGAAGAAAGUGAACGAGAAGAGUUAAGACAGGAUCGAUUGAAAUGUAUGUGUUUAACAAAAAGAGCUAUGUCUAUGUAACGAUGAGUUACAAUGAGAUGUGUCUCCCUCUUGACUUCGUUUUACUUCAAUUUAUAAUUUAUUUCUCUAAUUUGAAGA
Arabidopsis lyrata subsp. lyrata is the source of this 1581-nucleotide messenger RNA. Its product is annotated as probable galacturonosyltransferase-like 3. The transcript has a single exon. Gene Ontology annotation, molecular function: glycosyltransferase activity. The coding region runs from base 185 to 1222 and encodes 345 amino acids. The record is from RefSeq and is a predicted model, not a curated record. NCBI's taxonomy places the organism in Eukaryota, Viridiplantae, Streptophyta, Magnoliopsida, Brassicales, Brassicaceae. Gene Ontology annotation, cellular component: Golgi apparatus.